GUUGCUAGGAAACCGCGCGACGGGAGCUCGGCCGUAAACUUGUCAAUGGGGCGUAAAAUGCCGUGAAGCCCGGCCUGUUGGGCCUGCGGGCGGUGAGAGUGACCGGGCCCGGCUCCCCCGCACUUAUAUGCCCCGUCCCCUGGCGGCCGCCUCCCCCUCCUGCUCCAUGUGGGGCCCGGGCCGGGGCCUCGGUGUCUCCCCCGCCUACUAUGGCCAGGAAAACAGUUAGCAGGAAGCGGAAAGCGGCGGCUGCCACUGCGGCGGCGCCCGGAGGGCUCCGGGGGGAGCAGUAUGGCUGGGAUCACUCAGCUCAUAAAAGGAAAAGACUCCCCCCAGUAAAAAAGUCUCUGGUGUACUACCUGAAAGGCAGAGAGGUUCGGCUGCAGAAUGAAUCCAGCUACCACCGUUUGUUGCAUGGAUAUGCAGCACAGCAACUUCCCAGUCUCCUGAAAGAGAGAGAAUUUCAUCUUGGGACCCUUAAUAAAGUUUUUGCGUCUCAAUGGUUGAACCACCGACAAGUGGUGUGUGGGACAAAAUGCAACACACUGUUUGUGGUAGAUGUCCAGACUGGUCAAAUUACGAAGAUUCCUAUUCUGAAAGACCGAGAACCUGAUAUGGUAAACCAGCAGGGCUGUGGCAUUCAUGCAAUUGAGCUGAACCCUUCGAGGACACUCUUGGCUACAGGAGGAGACAAUCCAAACAGCCUUGCGAUUUAUCGUCUGCCUACACUUGAUCCUGUCUGUGUGGGAGAUGAUGGACACAAAGACUGGAUAUUUUCUAUUGCCUGGAUCAGUGAUACUAUGGCUGUUUCUGGUUCCCGGGAUGGCUCGAUGGGUCUCUGGGAGGUGACAGAGGAUGUGCUGACUAAAAGCGAUGCCAGGCACAACCUCUCUCGAGUCCCUGUCUAUGCUCACAUAACACACAGGGCACUGAAAGAUAUCCCCAAGGAGAACACCAAUCCAGACAACUGUAAAGUCCGAGCACUGGCAUUCAACAAUAAGAACAAGGAGCUAGGAGCUGUGUCCCUGGAUGGGUACUUUCAUCUUUGGAAAGCAGAGUACACGCUAUCAAAGCUACUUUCCACCAAGUUGCCAUACUGCAGGGAGAAUGUGUGUCUGGCCUAUGGUCAGGAGUGGUCAGUGUAUGCAGUAGGAUCUCAGGCACAUGUCUCCUUUCUGGAUCCAAGGCAACCUUCCCACAAUGUUAAAUCCGUCUGUUCCAGAGAACGAGGCAGUGGUAUUCGGUCAGUGAGCUUUUAUGAGCACAUUAUAACAGUGGGAACAGGGCAGGGUUCCUUGUUGUUUUAUGACAUCCGAGCCCAAAGGUUCCUGGAUGAAAAGCCCAAUCACACCUGCCGUGGACAAAAACAGAAACUAGGAGGAAGUGAAAUUUUAAAGUUGACGACCGGGAAAGGCUGGCUUAAUCAUGAUGAAACCUGGAGGAAUUACUUUUCUGACAUUAACUUCUUCGCAAAUGCUGUUUACACCCACUGCUACGACUCGUCUGGAACGAAACUCUUUGUGGCAGGAGGCCCCCUUCCAUCAGGACUCCACGGGAAUUAUGCUGGUCUCUGGAGCUAAUGAGAACUCUUCCCAAAUGCCCAUCUUUACUUUGUCUUUCCUUUUUUAACAAAGAAAUUGUGUGAUGACAUUGUUUUCUGGUUUAAAUGCAAGUUAUUUUUGGCAGAGUUUUCUGUUGGUCUUCAACAGUUUUGUACAUCUUUUUUUGAACCAGAUUUUGCUUUAACUUCCUUGAUCCUUUAUAUGAAGGGUUUUUUUAAAUCCCUUUUUAUUGUAUUUACUCCAAAUGACUCUUCCCUAUAUAGGCUAACUACAGCCAUAUGCCCCCUACUUUGCUGUGAGGUAGGAUUCCUUUCUUAGAGUGGUUGCUGCCAGGCUUUCUGUGAAAGUCCAGGGGCUGUGUGUAUGCAGGUACUUUGUGUCGGUUACAUUAUCUGGAGUGAGGACUACUUGUAAUUAAAAAUAUUAAAAAUAUUUAUGAGAUAAGCUACUACUUUAUCUGCAGAGCCUGGCUCAGGCCUGGCUUGAUUUUAUUUUAUUUUUUAAGUACAAGUCUAAUGACACAUAAAGGAAAGUAAAUUGAAACCAAACUUGUUGGAACCCAGGGACAGAGUACCACCAGGAACAUCUUCUCUAGCCCAGAGUGUAGCAAAGACGCCAAGCCUGGCAUCCCAGCAGUGCAUGAGCAAAAUUACUGUUUCUUGUUACCCCUUCUCUCUCUAUUCUGAGUGUCAGUUUGCAGGGUUGUUGGAGCUACAGAGUAGGCUGCCCACACUGCAGCGGGGGUAUUGUGUGACAUGACAGCUGUUACGAUGGUGGAAUGUGGCUUAUUGGGGCACUAAGGGAAAUGGCAUCCCAGGAGGAGAGAGAUUUGCAUGGUGGCUAACUUAAUUCAAUCUGAUUAACUUCCAGACCAGCUGGGGGUCAUCUGCGUGGCUGGGGCUAGAUGGCAGGGAGGAGCCAGGGCCCAGGUACCUGGAGUCUGCCUAAAGACACAAACCUCUCUCAGGCUGGAGAUUCCCCCCGCCCACCUUGUAGUUCUCCUGCCAGCAGUGAGUAAUGUUGGCAGGAAUGGUCCUUUCUAGCCAGUUACUGGUAUUAAAGUUGGUGGGCAGGGGGAUGUUACACUAAUAUUUUCAUAUUGUUUCCCUCCUGGCCUUUGGAAGGAGGGUGUCAUAUACAGUUAGUUGAUGCUAUUAGCAAAUACAGUUGUCGUCGUCUUCUGUGACUGUAGGCUCUAAUUUUUUAAUUUGAAACUUACCAGGUAGCUAGACUUCCUGUUCAACUCAUCAUGUUAAGAAAAGCAUAGGCUGUCACUUGGAUUUUAUGGGAGACUCUUUUUUUUUUUCUUUUCCCCCCCUCUGAGCACCUAUCUUAUUAUUCAGUCCAGCCUUGGAUUUCACCAGGAGCUGUGGGUGCAGGAUGACAGUCUGGAUACGCUUAGCGAACAAAAUACAGGCCCAGUCGUGGAGGGAUUGUGCAUUUCUGGUGAGGAAAAAGUGGUCUUGUGGCUAAAACACAGGGUUAACCAUUGGACUCCUUGUUUCUCUUCCUGGCUCUAGCUUCUGUUGCCUGUCACUUCACGUCUCUGUGCCUCACUGUGCUGAUUUGUAAUAUGAGGUUAACAGCAUGCGUGGCACCUGAGGUAAUUUCUAACUUGAGAUUAUCAGACGAAAGACAUGGUAGAAGUGCAGGUUCCCCCCCACAUUCUGAUUGCACGUCAGGGGUAAGGAAAGCUUGUCCCAUAUGCACACCUGGAUUUAAAGUAUAGGUUACUUAAGCUAAGGCCUGACUUAAUCACUUUGCAAACCAAGAAACUUUAUUACUGCAUUCCAAACUUCUGCUAGUGGGUUCGUUGCUUAAAAUCUGCAUCAAAGCAAAAAUGUAACGUUAAAUAUGGUUUUAUUACGCAGUUUCCAAGUAGUAGCAGUUAAGCUAUAGGGCUGUAAAUGAAGUAGUUCUCUCAGAACUUCCGUUGUUUAAACUGAUGUAAAGAUUCUAAGUAUUUUUAUACUGUCACCAGUCGCUGUUCCAUGGUGGGAACAUGUUGCUUUUGAGGUUUCUUUUAUGAAUGUGUGGCGGGGCAGAGAUAUAGCAUUUGACUCUGUCCAGAAAUAUGCAAAGGAAAAUAAAUAUUUAAUCUACAUGAAAUAUGGUGACACCAUCUCUGUGAAGGAGUAGUCUUAAAUCCUGUCUAAGAUCACUCUCUUCUAUAGAUAGGUUCUGCAUUCUGUUGGGGGGUGUUUUAUUCCCAGGCAGGUCCUGUUGUUUGGGGUCAGAUUUGCAGAGGCACUGAGCACUCAGCUCCAGCUGACAUCUCUGAGAGCAGAGCUCAGCUGUGUUAAAGUGGGUCCACAAUGUUUAGUAACAUUUUAAAUUUUUUUAAUGCUGAAGGAAGCCUUUUGGUCUUGAAAUCUAACCCCCUUUAUAGUUAGUCGUGUCAAUUUGAAACUCAUUUGUUUGUAGCUUUGACUCCUUGGGGAAGUUGUUCUCUCCAGAUUAUUUUGAGCAUUGUCCAAUGUAGAUGUGUUGGUGUUAAGGGGACACCAAUUUAAAAUUAGUCCGUUUCAUUGUGGGGGAAGGGGGACGUGGAGAUGGUGUAGUUUCAAGUACUCCACUUGCUCCUGAGCCUUCUGCCAGUGCUUGUCGUCCUUUUGGUGACUGUUUCCUGCUCUGGGGGGGAAAUUUUUCCCUUACAUGAAAAGCCCAUCCAAACAAGGUAACUGAAAUAUACACCCAGUGCUGUCCAAUGCAGAAAGAAAACUGGGAAAUACUUUUCUUUAUCCUAGUAAUCCUGUGCUGCUUUUAACAGUAAUAGAUGAUAAAGUUUCAGACAAGUGUUUUAAGUAGAUGUCCCUUUAAGAUGGGAUGCCUUACUGUGGUAUGAUCCUGAAUCUCCAAAGCCAAAUAUUUCUUUUGAUCCACUGAGCAGUUCGGGAAACUGAGGCUGGGAGGGGAAGUGAUGUGCCAAGUGUCGCACGGUAAAUCCGAAGUAGAAACAGGGAAAGAGUCUAGGGUUCCUGAUUGCUAGUCUCUGCCUGUUCCGUUGCACUAUGCUGCCUCGACCACACCGUUUUAGAUUUAAAAUUGAAAUACCAGAACCUGGCGGGGUGGAUAGCAGCACAUGGGGAUCCAAAUAUGGGUGACUGGUUUGCUGGCACAGCAGUGUCACAGCAGUGGGGAGGCUGUGAGCCCAGCCAUAGAAGUGGGUGUGAAGACACAGCUCCCAUCUCUCAAGCAACAGUAGAGAAACCCUAUUGGGGGUGAAUCUGGCCGCCUGACUAGAUUUCAAUAGCUUUAAAAUAGGGUACAGAAACCCAGUGGUGGUCUCGCUUUGUUUGUUGACUAGCUAAUUUUCUCAAGUGCUCAAAGUCAGAUAUCCCUUGUGACUUUUUUUUUUCCUCAGAGUUGCUUUGAGGGAAAGAAGGUUCUUAAGGAUCAUUAAGACAGGCAUUUUUCUGAUAUUUGACAUUAUAUUAACAUGGUCUCCUGUUUGCAUUGUAAUGUCUCAAGCAGUUUAUUUUAUCAUCCAGAACUUUUCAUAAGGCUGCUAUACAAAGCACGGUAUCCUUGAAGCACCAUAUGCAUUUGUUCUAACGUAGAAGCAGAUUAAUUAUUUAACAGUGAUGAACCCAAUAGUAGCCAACUCAUGAGUACUGAGUGGCAACCCUACAGCAGCUAGCCAGUGUGCUCAUGAUGAGAGAGAACCAAUUUCCAUUUCCUUUUCCUAAACUGUCCAGCUUUUUCCGCCUUCAAGUUCAACAUUAUUCCCCCAGGCCAUUUUUCUAUUAACCUUCCAACCUUAGUCCAUCAUCUCACAGUCUGUUCUGCCAGCCAAGGAAGCUUGACACAGCUCUCUGCAGUAUCACUCUGAGAGAGCUAGAGGCCAUGUUAGACCAAGCAGCCUCCCAUUAGAGGCUCAGCGUGUUACCACCCCAGCACUCCCAGCUCAGGAGAGCCACAGACCAAGCUCAAGUUUCAUUGAGAUUCAUAGUUUGUGUUAAUUCUGGGCCAGUUCUAGUGGUGCUGAAGAUAGAUAGCAUAUAUAUUUCUAAGCUAUUUAAAAAACCCACUUAAGACCGGUCCAAUUCAACACCCAUUGAGGUCAAUGCAAAAAUACACUAUCGUAAUAAUCAUUGACUGGCAAUUUUCAUACCUUCAGGUGUGAGUCACUUCCAUCUAAACCUUGCUCCCUGAGGUGCUGCUCUUGUGAGAAGUUUGUAGCUGCAAAGUCCCAGAGAAGACUUGUAUUUUUCAGAUGCCCAUCUUUGCAGUGGUGUCAAAGAAGCUCUGAGAGCGACUCAUCUCAAAUUGCAUCUCCAUCUGAAAAUGCUGCAUCUGUUGUCAAAAGUAACUGCAGGGCUUCCUAAAACAGAGAUCAAUUUAUUUUUGUCAGAUUGUCAUUGUGGAUUUUACAGCAAUUCGUGGAGGGUUGGUUUCACUGUGGUGUUGGUGGUCAGUUGCAUCACUCCCAUGUCCUAAUCUUAGGGCAGAGGAGAGGAGAGGGGAAGGUAUUCACACUCUGCUCUGGGGCAGUUUGUGCAUGCCGUUCUCCUGGGUCUGCAAGGAGCAGCAGCAUAGGGGCAGGCAGGAGUGUGUGCAGAAAGGAGGGCAGGUUUGGUGUUGCUCUCAGAACCACCCAGAAGUUCUAUUUAAAGGAGAAACUUAAGUUGAAAUUGUCCCUUUGUGUGGAAUCUAUUCUGGCUGUUUUCCAUGUGCUGGAAUAUAUUGCUUGGGAAUUAGGUAAUCCUUGUAGCUUCAUCUGUGCUGGGUCUCCUCAUCAGAACUGGAUACUUAAAAAUCCUGUAUUGGAUACUUAUACAAAAACAAAAAAACCCACAGUGUUUUCAAGAGUUGUCUGAGUGGAACCUGGUCUGUUUUGUCCCUAGACUCCAGAGGCCUUCAGAAGCCAUUUUUCAACCUCCUCUCUUCUAGCUGUAUGCUGGGACCUGUAGUUCCGGCAGGACAUUCAUAUGUAAAACAAAAAUGCUGUGGCUGGCUGAGCUGUAGGCCCCAUCUGACCAACUGGGUAACGGUAUUGACUGUAUACAAAUUGCCACAGUACUGGACUGAAAUAAAAUACAGGGCUAUGUAAAACACUUGGAGACAUGUACAGUCUCCUGUCUGUAACCCCUUCAAACACUGAUUCUCUGGUCUCAAAAGGAAUAUCUUGGAGAUGAGCAGAUUCUAAAAAUCAUGAGCUUUCUAUAGAUUUCCUUAAUUAGAAGGGAAAUUUCAGGUGCUGAAUCUUAAAUCUCAUUAAACUUGUACUUUUUGUUUACCUGCUCACCUGGUUUCCUCUCCUAUUAUGGCCUCCUGCAGUCUCAGGGUAUAUAAAUCACUAUGAUUCAUCCAAAUAACGAAAAGGACCAAUCAGAGGUUAACGUGCCUUUCUCUUAUGGUACCUUGAUCUUUGUAAAGUUAUCUGACAGAAACUCAUUGCUGUCUUUUUCUAAGAUGUAAACAGUGAAGUUGCAACAAGUUUGUAUCGUGGUGACUUUUUUUUUUCAUUUGACAUUCAAGAAUAUGGGAUAGACACAAAUCAAAUGCACUGAUUUUUGUCUUGGGAUGAGUCCUUGCACAGACAUCAGUGCUUACAUGUUUGGUAAUAUGUACAUAAGAUGCUGGAUCUUCCCCACUUGCCUGUGAUGUAUGUGAUGCACAAACAACGCAGGAUGUUUAAAAUAUGUGGGGAUCACAACUUGUGGCUUGGGGUUAAGUUGUCUUAAAGUGAACUGUAGUUCUUUUAAAAUGUUUUUCCAAGUAGACCACACUUCAUAGACUUAAACAUCCAAUGCAUUGAAAAUAACAAGACUUCUGUCACUUGCCUGCUUCCGUUUUAAAUUCAGGACCCAAUGUUUCUUUGGCAUACGUUGCUGUUGUGCGCACGCAUGCACAAAACAAUUCUCAGUAUGAUUUAUAGCAUCAACUAUUUUGAUACAGUGCACAAUCUUGAACUUGCACCUAAGCAGUUAAACGAAGGGAGUAGAGGUUUUUCAAAUGUUCUGUAGUUCAUGUGUUUAACUUGAGGGCUAAAUGUCUAAAACUGUCCAUGCAAUUUGCAAAUUAAACAAUGAAAACUUGCAGACUACAUGCAGAAACCAACUUAUUUGUAUGUGCAGCUCAGUGUCUAGAAAGUUAUCCUGUAAACAGCUGCUCUUCUCUGAAAAAUAACUUUUAAAAAGAAAAAGGCUUUGUUGGUUGGUUUCUCAGUGACUUCCAAUGUGCUGAAUUGGAGUACAAAUAUUACUUUUCUAACUACCCUGCAAAUUCAAUAUGAUCUGAAGUUCAAGCUGGGUUUCUUCUUGUGUAUCACUAAUCCCCAUUGCUUUCAGUGAGUUUGCAAAUGAGUCACUGAUUGGAACUUUAGCACAAAAAUUCUACUGAGCCAGAUUGUCACUCCCUCUUUUCUGUUAGCCCUACAGAGCCAGCACAGCUGUGUCAAUGUAUGGUCAUUAGUCUUUGGAUAUAAUGUGCACAUGCCUAAAAUGGAGUAACCUAGAGAUCUUAUUUAGUGUAGCUUUUGGCCCUGCUUAUUCUCAUUGGAUCCUACAGAGCAGACCUAAUCUGACAUGUUUUCUGGUUUGUAUUCUUUAGCGGUUUAACUUUUUCUCCAUUCUUUCCAGUUCACCUUUAAGAAUAAAUUCCAAACUUUUGUCUGGUCUGAAAAAUAUUAAAAUAGUUUGUACUGAAAGUUGUACGAAAAAUACUGGUUGCCCCUGAGUAGAAAGACCACUCUGUGCUGUGUCUUAAACCUGUUGCUACCUAGCUGCAUGUGAAAUGACAAUUCCUGCUUUUUUGGCAACCUCUACAGAAGCUGAAAUUCUAACAUCCAGAUUUCAUAAAGCAGUGGUCAGUAAGGUGGGAAGUGAUGGCCCACUGUCUGCAAUCUGAGCAGCAGGGAAACAGCUAACAAUGUUGUCAUUCCACUUUAGAGUUAACACCCCAUUGGAGUACUGUAGCGGGUACAUCACACUUCCAAGCUGAUUGCUGGUUCCUUCUGGUUACAGCACAGGGCUUUUUUCACAACUGUAAUGGCUAGAAUUACUUCAAAAAAAAAAAAAAAAAAAAAAGGCAGUUUCUUGCCCUAAUUAAUGCGGGGGCGGGGAACACUGCUGCUGGGACCGUAUGGUUAAGUGGCAGGCACGUAUUGCGCAGUUUGUCCAAGGGGAAUUCCACAUGCCUGUUACUUUAGAAGACAAGCAACUAUUUUAAUACGCUUGAACAAUGAAGGUCUGUGGGUUUGGCUGCAGCUCUUCAUCAUCCCUUAUCUGACAGUCGGUUACAACGCCUAGAGCUUGCCUGUGGAAAGUGGCUGGCCUUCUAUCUUCAGAGAUGCUGUGUGAAGAUAGAGCGGGAAAGCACCAGUUUUUCCAUUCAUUGUCAUCAGCCUGCCACCCACCCCUUCCUCCCCAGGCUCCUACUGCGCUCGAGCUUUCCAGCCUUUUCCCUGACUUGGGAAACUGCUUCAUUUCUGGGGUGCUGAGGGGCAGCACUCUGCGCACUGCUGGCGGGCCAUAGUGAAGAGGGCCCUUGUUUGUGGCUUCCUCCGCUUGGCUCUACCUAUUGAUCCCUCAUUACCUCUGGGUGCAGGGGAUGUAGAAUUCCAGUUGGGACUUUAGUACUUCAACUGGCUGCUUCCCUAGGACUUCACAGAACACAGCAGGGGCUAGUCCCCUUGCUCAGUUUUCCUGUUCACAAAACAGCCUGCGGCAGGCUCUGUCCCUCUUGUUCUUCCACAAGUUUUGUUUCCAUCAUUCAGCCUUUUGUCCCAGUCACUCUUCUGUGGACUCCAGCAUGUUCCAUCAUGGCUUGCUAACUUGGGCCCCUGUUCAGCAGAAAACCAGGUUAUGUGCUUACGCCCUGCUGAAGCUGAUGAGACUUAAGCAUAUACUUCAAGCCCUUAUGUACUUUGCUGGAUCAGAACUUCUACAGUUUGAUUCCCACCUUUCUCUUCCUCUCUCUUACCCAGCGCUGGGUGUUUCCCUAAAUUGGUCUCCUUCUCUGAUCUGGAGGGCUGUUCCCCACUCAUUCCGGCUCUGUAAAUGAAUUAAUUCCUGCACUGCUGGCUAUCUAAAUCUGGUUGUUUUUUACUUUCCACCUUCUUGAUCUGGGGAUGACUGCAUAUGUACAAUGUCUACUGAUUCCCACCCUCAGCUCUCCUGACGUGCUUUUGGGACCUACCCUGUGAGGCAUUGAGGUUACUUGUUUCCAUUAUGUGCAGAAGAAAACUUCUUCGAUGAAAAUAAGCCUUACGGGGGAAAACAAGCUUUGUAUGCAGAGAACUGGAAAGGUACCUCUAGUUCAAGUAGAUGAGGGAGCAGUUUAAAAUAGUCUUAAUGGAAUAAGAACAGAGGUCCUGAAUUUUGUUUAAAUCCCUUCCACUGGAGGUUCAUGACUCAGAUUCCAAAUCCAUUGAAUGUUGCAAUGUACAUCACGGUUAUUUCUGAUCAAUGCAAAGUGUGCCUCUUGGAUUUCCUUAAGUAUAAUGAAAAGGUCAGUCUGUUUCACUUUGUGUCUUCAAUGCAAGGAGUUUAACUGAAGACUGAUUUUAUGUGAUUCCUGGUAUUCAGUGUUAACAUCCAUAGAGCAGUCCUCGCUGGUCUUUCUUGAGCAGCAUGCAGUGCUAUCUCUCGCCGUUUGAAUGCAAAAUAAGGGGGUAUCAGUAACAAAUGGAACCUGCUGGGCUUUCCUUGUGUUAAGGAGAUGAUUUAAGUUAAGGUUCCAUGUGUUUUUAUUAAUUUUAAACCCACUGCAGUUACUCUACAGGUCCAGCACCACUUUCUUUCUCUACUUUUAAUGCGGGAUCGCAAAAAUAUGAAUCCAGCAACAUGUGAUCCCCGCUGGCUUGCUUGCAUAUUUUUUUGCGGGAUGAGGUGUUUUUUCUUGUGUGGAAGAAUUCAAACCGGCUGCAAAGAUUUGGUGACUGUCCCAAGUCCGCUUCCUAAAUGCAGUUGAGUGUUUUGGGCUUCUCUUCAGAAUGUAAGAGGAGAGCAGUUAAAGUUGGGCGAUAACUGUGACGGUUUUAGGUCAUCAGUGUGUUGCCUGUUCAUAUGGACAGCGCAAUGGGAGUUUGGUUUGCAAGUUGAUAUCCUUGUAUCGAUCAAGGAAUAAAACUCAUAAUUCCUGGUUUGGGGAGAUUUGUGAAUAGAUUCAUCUCCAAAUCAAAUUAAGAGGUUAAUUUUCAAUCUCACAUUAACCGGGUUACUGUGUCCACAAGCCAGAAAGAUGUUGCUCUUGGAAAAAGCAUGUUAGUGUAUGUGGCAAUGACCAGUGCACUUUUUAAUACAUAGAUCUGUACAUUCUCAUCUGAGUGUUAACCAUUCUGUAGUCUGACAAAUGGAUCUUUUACUACUGCCCUGUUAUAUAGAAUAAUUGUAACUAACUGCAGUUUGUUUUUUCCACUACUUGAAGUUGUGUGAACUGAAAUUGGUGAACAAAAGUAUUUGUGCAUCUUAAUAUGGAUAUCUCUAAAUAAAAUGUAUUUGUAUAGUG
Molecule: messenger RNA, 11015 nt
Organism: Chelonia mydas (Green sea turtle)
Lineage: Eukaryota; Metazoa; Chordata; Testudines; Cheloniidae
Gene: DCAF12
Product: DDB1 and CUL4 associated factor 12
Exons: 9
Coding region: 210-1580 (456 amino acids)
Cellular component (GO): Cul4-RING E3 ubiquitin ligase complex
Molecular function (GO): protein binding
Source: RefSeq, a predicted model, not a curated record